CAUUCCAUUACCUCCUGUUCCUGGUCUGGCACAUCAAUGAGUCCUGCUGUCCGCACUCCAAUUCUUCCCCAGACCUCUUUGGCAAAGCUGCAGCGAAGGACCAGAUGUGUCGCUGUCUCUUGUUCUUGAUUGCAGAGGACACACACUGGGUUACAAGGCCAUUGUCUCAUGCUUAAUCUAUCUGCCGUGAGUAGUUUGCACUGCACAAGUAGCCAUGCAAAAAAUUGUACUUGCCCUCUGCAUGCACAUUCCACAUUGACGAUGCAUUGAAACUGCUGAUGGAACCCGUGUGCUGAAUCUGAUAGGCUGAGUUGGCACUUUACUCAUCGUUUGAAGUCCAUCGCCUAGUGAUGCAAUCCUGCUCUCAUCUGUCAACUGCCACUAGGUCCCAUAAUCUGAUGAAGCUAGCCAAUUCAGUGACAGAUUCCAUGCGCCACAACCCCCUCGUCCAGCUUUGGUGUUCAAGCUCUUCUUUGACUGUACGGUUCUUCCUCCAAGCAAGUUUAAACAGGUCCUGGAACAGAUCCAUUGGUGCCUUUCCAUUCAACCAUGACUACUGCCAGAAUCUUGCUUUCUCCCCAUUACCCAGGGUGACCACAGUACUGGCUCUGAAGAGUUGUCGAUCAACAGCUGUUACAGGUGGCUCAGUACCCACCCAGGGCCGUUCCGGCUAUGUCCACUCGAACCAAAGUCAUCUCAAGCGUAAAGCCCUGCUGAACAGGUCAAGGUCCAGUAUUCCCAAUUCCCCAAACUGUUUUGGCCUCAUUGUUUUAGCCCAGCUAACUAGGCAGCUUCCCCCAUUGGCUUCUGCAUCCCCUCCAGAUCUUGUCGGUCCUCUAAAUCGCCCAUUUUUGCAAUCUGAAAAAUGUCAGGUAAUAGGUUGGUAUUGAUGAACGGACAAGAGUUAAUCAAGCUCAAAUUGCCGGCUUUGUUCAUCAGUCGUCCCUUCCAGGUCAGCAAUCUGGCUCCCAUUUUGUCAAUCAGUGGCUGUAUGUCAGCUCCUCUUGAUGCUGUUGGAGAAGCCUUCAGAAUAUUAAGUUCAAAAAAAAAAGCUUCAGAAUAUAGUGCCAGCCAUAACCAGAAGAACAUUCAAGAGGAAGAAAUAGUGCAACAUAGAUGACUAAGCUAGAUAAAUACUAAAACAAUAUAAAAACCGCAAUCCUAUUUCGAUGUGAAUUGCAGGAAAGUGUAGUUUGCAACAUGUGAGUUUUUAUGAAUUAUGACAAUGGUGUGGUAGGGCCGGAUUUGUUGGGCAUCCUUGUGUUCUUUGGUCCUGACACUGCAUUCUGCAUUUCACCUACUUCCAGAUCCCAGACUAAUGGAUGUAAGCACAGAUUACUCCAAGUCGUGGUGCACCUGACAUGCUUCCAUAUCAUUCUUGAAAACGCCUGCUUUCUGGAGCAUGCACAUUUCUUUAUAAAGAGAGAGAGUAGCAGAGCAAUCCCAUGUUCUUCGCGCUAAUCGUAUAAGAAAUGACACAGAGUUGAGAUUUGUGAAGUAUAAAGACGAGACAGUGAAUCAUCAGACGGACACAGACCGCCAGCUACGCUAGCUGCUCGUGUGGUUGGUCCGUCACAGCAAUCCAAUCGAGUCGUCGGUAACAAAGAAGGCAGCCAGCAUCCAUGGCGAAGCGCGUUGCCACCGUGCUUGCCGUUGCUGCCGUCCUGAUGAUGGCGGUGCAGCCAUCGGAGGCGGCGGCUGAGGACGCGGCGCUCCGGUUCCCUGGCCGGGCGGGCAGCAGACCGCGCAACCCCGUUUUCCCGGGCUACCCCAGAGCCAGGCCGUCGCCGCCAACGUCCGGUUCCCCGGCACCACCCACGCCGUCGACACCUGUGUCGCCGCCUUGCCCCAGACCGGUGGUGCCGGAGAUGCCGCUUGUGCCGGGCUUCCCCGGGCUGCCGGGCAGCGUUGGUGGCUCUACUCCAUCGUCGUCACCGACCGACUGCGUGACGCCGCUGGCGGGGCUGAUGACCUGCGGGACGUUUCUGACUGGGAGCGAGUCGGAGACCCCCUCGCCGCAGAGCGAGUGUUGCAGCGGGAUCGGGGCCUUCCUGAACGCCUCGUCGGCGGCGGGGGACGGCGACCGGACCCUGCGGUGCCUGUGCCCGGUGAUCCUGGGCGACGUCAACAAGAUGCUGCCCAAGCCUGUGGAUCCCGUUCGGAUGAUGUAUCUGCCCAUCGCCUGCGGCGUAGUGCUUCCACCACAGGUCCUCUACAUCUGCUUCACUGGUGGGCAGCAAACCCCGCCGCUCGUCGGCCGCAUUCCUGACGUCUGGGAGAAGCCGUCGUCUGCAGCCUUGUCACCUUGACGCAUUUCAACAGGAACGUACGGAAGCCACCAUGAUUCAGGCAGGGACAUCUGAAUGCUUCAAGUUUAUCUGAAAUGUGCUGUGCCUGUACGCACUUUAGAAACCAACUACCAUACAUCAUGUCCGACGAUGUAAGAGUUACAAUGCAUGUCCUUAAUUUUAUAAGGGAAGAAUAUAUAUAUUAAUUACUUGUGCCUAUUCUCAUUCC
This is a messenger RNA of Panicum virgatum (switchgrass), 2517 nucleotides long. RefSeq names its product leucine-rich repeat extensin-like protein 5. The record is from RefSeq and is a predicted model, not a curated record. The transcript has 3 exons. Bases 1623 to 2309 code for a protein of 228 amino acids. NCBI's taxonomy places the organism in Eukaryota, Viridiplantae, Streptophyta, Magnoliopsida, Poales, Poaceae.